Molecule: messenger RNA, 1762 nt
Organism: Callithrix jacchus (white-tufted-ear marmoset)
Lineage: Eukaryota; Metazoa; Chordata; Mammalia; Primates; Cebidae
Gene: TRAPPC2
Product: trafficking protein particle complex subunit 2
Biological process (GO): endoplasmic reticulum to Golgi vesicle-mediated transport
Source: RefSeq, a predicted model, not a curated record
CCGGCCGGAAGCUCCCCCUACAUCUCGCGAGAGUACAUCCCGGAGUAUCGCGAUAACUGCUCCGAUAAUCCCGGCUGCUGCUGUGGCGCGCGGGUCUCUGCCGCGGGAACUGACAUUGCGUUUCCGUUGCCAGCCUCUUCUGCAGGAGCCAUAUAUUGAAGACCAUGUCUGGGAGCUUCUACUUUGUAAUCGUUGGCCACCAUGAUAAUCCAGUUUUUGAAAUGGAGUUUUUGCCUGCUGGGAAGGCAGAAUCCAAAGACGACCAUCGUCAUCUGAACCAGUUCAUAGCUCAUGCUGCUCUCGACCUGGUAGAUGAGAACAUGUGGCUGUCGAACAACAUGUACUUGAAAACGGUGGACAAGUUCAACGAGUGGUUUGUGUCAGCAUUUGUCACUGCGGGGCAUAUGAGAUUUAUUAUGCUUCAUGACAUAAGACAAGAAGAUGGAAUAAAGAACUUCUUUACUGAUGUUUAUGAUUUAUAUAUAAAGUUUUCAAUGAAUCCAUUUUAUGAACCCAAUUCUCCUAUUCGAUCAAGUGCAUUUGACAGAAAAGUGCAGUUUCUUGGGAAGAAGCACCUUUUAAGCUAAAUGCAGGAAAUUCUGAAACAAACGAUGUCACCACAAUGGUGUAAACUCAGGAAUGUGUACAUUGUAAGUUACUUGAUUAAAUAGCCUGGAAAACUUUGUGUAGUCUCAGCUUAUCUAAACCUAGAAAUUCCUUUUAUAUUUAAAAAUCGUACUUUCCGUCUCAUGUCACAUAUCAGUUGGUAUUUCCUUGUGAACAGUGUUAUUUAUAAAGAGCUCAUUAUCAAAAAUAAGUAUUUUUAUUUAAAAAUUGGGAAUAAGCUUUUGACUUGCCCAAUUCAGAUAGGUUGCUCUUUUGCUUUUUUGAAAUGGAGUUUCGCUCUGUUGCCCAUGCUGGAGUGCAAAGGCAGUGUGCCCUUUGCAACCUCCGCCUCCCGACUCCAAGCGAUUCUCCUGCCUCAGCCUCCCAAAGUGCUGGGAUUACCGGUGUCAGCCACCAUACCCAGCCCAGAUAGGUUGAUCUUAAUGUAACAAUCUCAAAACAAAUGUCAUAGUCAAGAUUUGGUAGAUAGAUUGAAACUAAAUAUUUAAAACUAAAAUAUUCUGCAGUUGGGAAUGAAAUGUGAUAGCACAUAAUAAAUGUUAAUUUAUUUAUACAUUUAGAGAUGUUAUAAAAAUGUAUAGGCAGAAUACACAGCACUACUCAAGAAGCCAAAGAAACACUUGUGCAGUGCUAAAUGUCACAUGUCUGCUUCUGCCAGAGGCUAGGAAUAGUGAUCCUGCUAUAAUGUGAGAACCUGGAUCCAUGUUUGUGGAGUAAGAGGAUGGGAGCAGUUGCAGGCCACAGUGAAGUUCGUUGUUUCUGUCACUUUAUAUUCUUGUAUUUCCUUUCCCUCAAACUGUUGAUAGCAGUACUUAUAAAAAGUUGUAAGGCAGUUUUUAGGAUUGUUGUCAAAGAAAAGCUUGGAUUACAUUAACAUUUAUCUCAGCCUUUUAGGUGAUACACCAGAGGGCUGGGAAUGGUCUCUUUGUUCCUAUAAGUAGAUCUUACUGUAAAAUAGUAAAUGUCCAUUGAAAAGCAAGUAAUACAACCUUUGCUAAUUGGGAGCACAUGAACAAUUUUGUUCCAUUCUGACUAACUUUUGAGCAAUUCUAAGCUUUAUCUUGUAUCCUUGUGAAAUUGCUACCAUCAUCUUUACCCUAUUUAUUUGAUUUCUUAAAUAAAGAUGUUUGUUCAA